Elgaria multicarinata webbii is the source of this 1927-nucleotide messenger RNA. RefSeq names its product heme-binding protein 1-like. Gene Ontology annotation, molecular function: heme binding. The record is from RefSeq and is a predicted model, not a curated record. The transcript has 6 exons. Lineage: Eukaryota; Metazoa; Chordata; Lepidosauria; Squamata; Anguidae. Bases 129 to 863 code for a protein of 244 amino acids.
UGGGAAUAGAAGAAAAUAUUAUUGCUGCCAGCCACACCUCAAUCUGGGGUCACCACCCAGAAGGCCCUUUCACUGGUUGCUAUCCUCUGAAAUUCAGAUCACAGUGUACAGGAGCUGUGGGGUUGAAGAUGGCUCGUAUUACCCUUGAGGAGCUAAAUGAACUGGAUGAUGAGGUCCUUGAGGAAGACGAUGAACCAAUGGAAGGGGAGGAACAGAACAGGCUGUUUUCUCACUGGGAGACAGUAGCCAGCACUCACCAAGUGUCACUCCCUCAAGAGAUGGCGGGUCCAAUUCUGCAAAUGACACGCCAUAACCAGACGCGAGAGCCUGUGCCCUACGCUACUUUAUCACAGCAUGAAAAGUGUGAGGAGACAGCAUAUGAGGAACGGCUGUACCCAGCUGGGAAAUGGGCAUGUGUCACCAAAGGAGAACCCAAGUAUGAGCAGAGCAUCUCUAUGGGUUUCAUGAAACUAAUGCGGUACAUCUGCAAGGAGAACUCCCUAGGCCGCCACUUGGGGAUGACAGUGCCAGUGAUCAAUGAGAUUCACCUGAAUAAGGAGGGCACUGAAUUGCUGCAAGAAGUCAUCACUGCCUAUUAUCUCCCUGGGGAAUUUCAGCUUAACCCCCCUCUCCCCAUGGACCCGGACAUCCAAAUCCUAGAGAGAGCACCACUCCAGGUUAUCACCAGGGUGUUUUAUGGGACAACUACAGAAGAAGCAAUCCUACGGGAGAUCCACCUUCUCUGGGAGUUGCUGGGCUCCACAGAAAAUGUGCUCCGUGAAACCUACAUGGUGGCUGCAUACCAGAACCCUGGUGUCCCUAACCGUCGCAAUGAGAUCUGGUUUAUCCGGCGAGCAGACUGAAAGCGCCCUGAAUCCUUGACAAGAUUACAAUCCACCCCAUGACUGGAUCCGGUUUAGAUGGCAGUUCUAGCCUGAAGGAGAUGAAUGCACAUCCCGACUCACUAUAGGAUAGAUGAGCUGCUCCUUUACCCCUGGGUGAACCAAAGAGUUAUGUUCCUUCCUGUGAGCUCACAGCCAAGGGAAAAACUAGUACACAUAAAUCUCCCAGGGAGGGUUUCCACCCCACACCUGCAGGGGGUAGUAUGGGAUUAUGGAGUUAUUGAUGGAGAUGGUAUUAGAAGGAACUACAGGCGUCCACUUCAGUGGGCCCCAAGUGCGUUCAUGACACAGUUGAAUGAAGGUGCAUUGGGGAUUGUAGCUGCUGAGCACCCCACACCUCUCAUUCCAAGGUUUAGGUAGCAAUCCUGAACGUGAAUUUGGAGAGCAGGUCCAAACACCACUGCCUACAGCUCUGUCUGUAGCUGGCAGAUAGUGAUGGGUGGGCCAGAGGUCAUGACCCACAUUGCUUGUAGAAGGAGGGUUUCACUUCUGAUGCCACGAAGCAUCCCUUUUAGCCAUGUCCAUGAAAGGCUGCUAGUCAGCUCAUUCUCUAACAAUAGUGAAGCGCCCUUUCUGUCGUUUGGGAUGGGUUAGCUUUAGACUUUACUCCUGACUGGAGUAAUUUGAACACAUGUCCAGGAGCAAAUGGGAAGUCCCUGCCAAGGGCUAUGGCCCAGAGGAAGAUCUGAGAAGUGGAGUUCAGGGAGACUCUACUCCAUGAUCUAAAGAGCCUCCUGUUUUCCCAAGAGUACUCAGAGCUAUAUGCCAUCCACUGGCAGCCGCCUGCCUAUCAACCCACUGGAGCUUGUACCCACCUCUUAAUAAGGCAGGCCUAAGGGCUUGGUGUAAGCUGAGCAGGCCACAUAUUUGCAAGUUGUCAUUGGCAGCGUUUUUGUCGCUGUGUGUUGCGUUGUGCAUUGAUUGAUUGGUUUCACACUCAUGGAUGCUGCUGUCCUCUCUCAAUGGAGGCUAGUAGUGCAAAGCAAAUCUGAAAUAAAAUCUAGCUCAAACCUCUGUGAAUUUAA